AGUACGUAAGAGCGUCAUCCUUCUCGCUGUCCAAUCAGAUGUCGGCUGGGCUAACUCAAUCCGAGAGAGACAUUGGAACUUCCUUUUUUUUUUAGUUGGCCCAGUUUCACCGUGACGUGUAAGACCGGGGAGUCCGUCAAACCGAGCACUUUGUCAAAAUGAAGUUUGUUGGUGUUGUUCGCGGAGAAAUUAAGUAAGUUCCGGGGGAAGAAGACAAGUCGCUCAGCUCGUGUUGGCUCGCUCUCGGUCGCAACAAUGCCUGCGCUGGUGGGGAGAGGAGAUGGAGGCGCUAGCGGACGUCUGCUGCUGUUGCCGAUCGCCGCCGCGUUGUUGCUGUCGCUCGGAGUAGCUGCCAUUCAGGAAGAGCAGAAGGCAGUCCAGGAGCAGCCCCAGCAGGAGAAAGCCUCCACUCCCCAUCCCGUGGGACCGAUCGUCACAGAGGAUGGCUCCAACAAGAGGAACAUGGGAUUCAUCCACGCCUUCGUGGCUUCUUUCUCAGUCAUCAUCGUCUCAGAGUUGGGAGACAAGACGUUCUUCAUCGCAGCCAUCAUGGCCAUGCGUUACAACCGCCUCACCGUGCUGGCAGGGGCCAUGCUGGCUCUGGGGGUUAUGACCUGUCUCUCGGUGCUGUUCGGCUACGCCACCACCAUCAUCCCCCGGAUCUACACGUACUACGUGUCCACCGCGCUGUUUGCCAUCUUCGGGGUGCGCAUGCUGAGAGAGGGGCUGAAAAUGAGUCCAGAUGAAGGGCAGGAGGAGCUCGAGGAGGUGCAAGCAGAGAUCAAGAAGAAAGACGAAGAACUUCAGCGCUCAAAGCUGGCUAACGGCGCUCCAGACGUGGAGGCGGGAACAGGAACCUCCCUACCUCAGUCAAAGUGGCACAAACUCAUUUCACCAAUCUUCAUCCAAGCCUUCACGCUCACCUUCCUGGCUGAGUGGGGGGACCGUUCUCAGCUCACCACCAUUAUUCUAGCUGCCAGAGAGGAUCCCUUUGGAGUCGCAGUAGGUGGCACGAUUGGCCACUGUUUGUGUACAGGACUCGCCGUGAUUGGAGGAAGAAUGAUUGCUCAGAAAAUCUCCGUGAGGACAGUUACCAUCAUCGGAGGGAUUGUGUUCCUGGCGUUCGCCUUAUCUGCCCUGUUCAUCAAGCCAGAAGCUGGGUUUUAAUUGGUGUGUGUGUGUGUGUGUGGGGGGGGGGGAAAUGAAACUGUUCAUUCUGUAAAUAAGUGUAAGAUAUGGCUGAUUUGCUGUAAAGAGACUUUGGUUUUGGACUCUGUCGUCCCAUUAGCUGUUCUGGCCACGUUGAUUAUCAGUUAUUUGGCUCAUGGUGGUCCAGGCUCCUCAUGUAGGAGACAACCCGACUUUCUAAGAAAAAAAAAAAAAAGGGAAGUCCAUCUUCUGUUUAGCUCCUCGUCUGACCGGCUUUUGCUUUGCUCAACUUCUGCCUGCAUCAGCCGAGUUCUUGGGAAAACAGGAUUACAUUCCCUCACGGGUUGAAACUUGCACCCAUCACGCUGACAGGAGGUGCAGCAUCUCACUCUCAACAAGAUGUUUCAACCCCCUCAAAAGGCUCCGGAUUCAUGCCAGGACAGAAACUCCUUUCAGCCUCUCAUAUGGUCCGCUGGUGGAACAGGCGGCAGCCGGAAGAGGAAGAGUUCCUGCGCUCUCUGUGUCUCCAGCUGAACGUGACAUGCAGGACUUUUCCCCACUCUGUAGUCUAAAUGUAGGCGCUCAGCUCAUAGCAUGGUACAGUACAGACCCGGCGGAGCUCCUUCAUGCCGUGUUCAGGUCUGCUGUAAAAAUAAAGAACUGCAGAGUAUCGGUGUUGAUGCCACUAAUGAUGCUGUACUGUACUGUGUUGUGCAGAAAGCCAUGAGUCUGUUGCUUUUAAAUGUUUAGGAGAAGCUCUUUAUAUUUUAAUAUGAACCUGUUAUUGACUGUUAACCAAAUAUUUGUGAUAGAUCUACCAGCUGCUUCAUGUGAGCAUUAGAGUUGGACUCUCUUAUUUCUAGCUUCCACUAAAAGAUGUUUUCUUUUGUUUUCCUGCUCCAUAGUUCUAAGUUGACCUGCUGCAAAUAAACUGCAGUAGAACAAAGGCACAUAUUGAUGCCUUUUUCCCAUCUUAAGAUGUUUUAUUAAAGGUGAAAUAUGAGCGUCUCUCAUAGUAUGACAAGGACCUGAAUCACUUUAAUACCUCUGGAUCAGCUAAGCACAGUUUUUGUACAGUUUUUACAUAUUCGCUUGUGUUUCCAAACCAAGAAACUUCUCACAGAUUCUUCUCCGGGCACGUUUUGUUUCCGAUUGGUUCCCAGCACAGAUAAAGUGAGCUGUUCCUGCUGGUAAAGGCCAGUCAUCACCACCUCAGGUUGACUCUUCCUCUACUCUUGAUACCACUUCCUGUGUGCAUCACACACAGGAAGUAACAGAAAAGAAACGAAUCCAUCGGGUAAAGAAUCCGACUGACCCACCAGAAAUCCCUUACUACAUCAACACAAUGAAAUUUGUCUUUUAUUUAAAGUUGUGUAUUUAUUUAGGUUCAUUUCUUUUUAGCCAUUUCUUCGGUAGACAGAGUGGGAGGCUUCUGUGAGCUGGGUGUGAAUUUUCUUUUCGUUGUCAAUGAAGGGGCUUAAGUUGCGCUGUCAAUAUUUGACAGGCUCAACCCAGCUGUGAAAUACUUCUGUUUGUCGUUUGAUUUGAUGAAUCGUCAAUAAACUUAGAAUGAUUCAUAAAAA
This is a messenger RNA of Fundulus heteroclitus (mummichog), 2732 nucleotides long. RefSeq names its product transmembrane protein 165 (gene tmem165). The record is from RefSeq and is a predicted model, not a curated record. Gene Ontology annotation, molecular function: manganese ion transmembrane transporter activity; calcium ion transmembrane transporter activity. Gene Ontology annotation, biological process: Golgi calcium ion homeostasis; manganese ion transmembrane transport; Golgi calcium ion transport. The coding region runs from base 256 to 1167 and encodes 303 amino acids. The transcript is spliced from 6 exons. Gene Ontology annotation, cellular component: Golgi apparatus. NCBI's taxonomy places the organism in Eukaryota, Metazoa, Chordata, Actinopteri, Cyprinodontiformes, Fundulidae.